Molecule: messenger RNA, 2615 nt
Organism: Neocloeon triangulifer
Lineage: Eukaryota; Metazoa; Arthropoda; Insecta; Ephemeroptera; Baetidae
Product: serine protease filzig-like
Exons: 9
Coding region: 190-2325 (711 amino acids)
Biological process (GO): proteolysis
Molecular function (GO): serine-type endopeptidase activity
Source: RefSeq, a predicted model, not a curated record
UUAGUUGCGUCUAUGCCGUUAAGUGACCAAACACUCGGCAACAUUUAUGUGUGUGGCGCGGUUCGUGGGGCCGCCGCUUCUUUCGAUCAAAAUUCUUCUUGAUAUUGUGCGGUUUUGUUGUGACAGUGACGUGAAUUAUGGGGUGUUUUUGCAGCUAAAUUUUGAGAGGACAAAUAAUUCGGCGGACAAAUGAUGCCACCCUCGAUCAGACAAAUGCCAACGCUGCGAGCAUCCCUGGCGCAAGUCCUACUGGCUAUGCUCCUUGUUCCUUCAGUCCACUCAUUCUCACCAAGAUUCAACUUCAACUCUAACACAGGUCGAAAACUUUUUGGCGGCUACCGAAUCGUGCCGUCGCCAUGCAAGUCCGAGACAGACGGCCGGCAGGGGAUCUGCAUGUUCAACUACGAGUGCGCUCAACGGCAGGGCGACGUCAUCGGCGCCUGCAUGGACGGCUUCCUGUUCGGCGCGUGCUGCCAACUGCCCCCGGGGGCCUCCUACCCUGGAGACACGUCCAGCCUGCCUGUGAAGCCGGCCUUCGAGAACCCGUCCACGGUGGAGACGGACGUGUUCAGUCUGGUGACAGGCAGCACCACCACCAUGCGCACGCCAACCAGGCCUUCCCCGACGACCACGGUGCGCAUCCCUCCACCCUCAUUCGUGGCCACCAGACCCACCCCUCCGACCUUCUCUGCCGAGAAGGUCACCCAGAGACCACAGGCCACAGUCAUUCCGGACGAGGACGUGCAGAACUCGGCGUCCAUCAGUCACAUUUUGCACCUUUUAAACGACUCGUCUAUGGCUGAGUCCAUUCCCGAAGCCGGACUGGUGCUUAUUUCCUCUUCCUCCACCCAGACUUCAUCGCCUACUGAGAGGCCACAGCCAUCCCUCUCAACAUGGGUUUCUGUGAAUAAGAGCCCUACCAACCCCUCCACAACGCAAGCCCCUUCGAACCAACCCAGUUUCAUUGUGACCUCUAAUGACAUCCGUCCGGUCACACCCAGGCCCACCCCCUCCGCUCCUGCUCCCACGGUCAUCGUCCUCGGACCCUUUGACUCCCAAAACAUCAAUCCCAUUCCGGAUGUCAUUUCCCGCCCUCCUGGAAGUAUCCAAUCCGUAGUGGCCGAGGAGCCAAGCACCCCUGCGACCCCUGCUUUCGUCGCCCCUACCUUCGAUGACGCCGAGUUGACCAGCAAGGUGCACCAAUUUGUGGACAAAAUCGUCAAUUCCCUUGCUGGAGACUUCCAAAACUUGGAGGAUGUGGUGCUGAGCAACAAGAACAUCACCCUCAACGCUGCCACGACCCCUGCUCCUUCAACCACCACCAAGAAACCUCUUAGAAAACCAACAACCCCCACGGUCAAGCCAGUUAAAAAGCCAACAUCAAGCAAACCUCCUGUUGAGGCUGUGGUGGCUGAGACUCCAAGACCAACAAAGAAGCCAGCGGCAAACACAAAUAAGCCUCCGUCUGCAAACAAGCCAGUCAAACCUGCAACUGUCACUACAACAACUACUACAACCUCUAGACCUGCAGACUUCAGGAGAGAAUGUGGAGUUCGACCUUUGGUGAAGAGUGCAAAGAAGAACGGGCGCAUUGUGGGUGGAAAAAUCGCCACCUUUGGAGAGUGGCCCUGGCAGGUUUUGGUCAGGGAGUCAACUUGGUUGGGACUUUUCACAAAAAACAAAUGUGGCGGAGUGUUGAUCACCAGCAAAUAUGUCGUCACAGCUGCUCAUUGCCAACCAGGUUUCUUGGCCUCGUUGGUGGCAGUUUUUGGAGAGUACGACCUGAGCAGUGAAUUGGAAUCGCGCAGGGCAGUGGUGAAGAAUGUCAAGAGGGUCAUCAUCCACCGCUCCUACGAACCAGCCACCUUUGAAAACGACAUUGCCCUCCUCGAGCUGGAGUCGGCUGUCCCAUUCGAGGAGCACAUUGUGCCAAUAUGCCUGCCCGAUGACGACGAGGAUUUCACCGGCCGAAUGGCCACAGUCAGUGGAUGGGGCAGACUGAAAUACGGCGGAGGAGUGCCUAGUGUUCUGCAGGAGGUGCAGGUGCCCAUCAUGGAGAAUAAUGUGUGCCAGGACAUGUUCCACGCCUCUGGACACACCAAGACAAUUAUUUCGUCUUUCCUGUGUGCCGGAUAUGCUAAUGGACAAAAGGACUCCUGCGAGGGAGACAGUGGUGGUCCCCUGAUGGUGGAAAGGGACGGUCGGUGGAUCUUGGCUGGAACAGUUUCUCACGGGAUCAAGUGUGCGGCUCCUUUCCUGCCCGGCGUCUACAUGAGGACGACCUACUACAAGCCUUGGCUCAAAACCAUCACCGGCACCAGCUAAGCAGUCUCCUCUGCUCUCCGUGCCAGUGCCUCACAAAACAGAACUUUCAACGAUGUGAUACUGACAAAGAAGAGUUUCCAGAACUGCGCCCUCCAAAGUGAUUUCCCAUUUCUUAACUCCACAGACUCUGAUCAGAAGAGAUUCCGCGGUGCUAACUUAAUUUUCGAACAGGUUUUUAACAACGACGUAGACAGUUAGAUUUAUUUAUUUAAUUAUUUAUUGAAAAAGAUUUUAUUUAUAUUUACUUGCAAAAGUUUGUAAGGCUAAUAAACAGAUCUGUUAAGAUACAA